Molecule: messenger RNA, 929 nt
Organism: Apodemus sylvaticus (European woodmouse)
Lineage: Eukaryota; Metazoa; Chordata; Mammalia; Rodentia; Muridae
Gene: Ndufs8
Product: NADH:ubiquinone oxidoreductase core subunit S8
Exons: 7
Coding region: 214-855 (213 amino acids)
Biological process (GO): mitochondrial respiratory chain complex I assembly; mitochondrial electron transport, NADH to ubiquinone
Cellular component (GO): membrane
Molecular function (GO): NADH dehydrogenase activity; 4 iron, 4 sulfur cluster binding
Source: RefSeq, a predicted model, not a curated record
CAGGUCAAAGGUCACAAGAGGACGCUAGAGCGUUGGUGAUGUGCCAGGCAACAUCCCCUUGGUUUUAUACGUCCCUAAUUUUCGGGACCCCACUUCCUACAUCACAGGCCAGAAACUGAGGCCAGGGGACAUCAUUUGCCCAAGGUCACACCGCAGGCUGGGGAGAGGAACUUGACCCUGAUGAUUAUUUAAACCUUUAAGGGUUUUCUGCAGAUGUAUCGCCUGAGCUCAUCCAUGCUGACACGGGCGCUGGCCCAGGCCAUGCGCACAGGGCAUCUUAAUGGCCGAAGCCUUCAUAGCAGUGCAGUGGCAGCAACGUACAAGUAUGUGAAUAUGAAGAAGGACCAGGAGUCUGAGAUGGACUUGAAGUCCGCGACCGACAGUGCAGCUCGGAUUCUGAUGUGGACAGAGCUCUUCCGAGGACUGGGCAUGACCCUGAGUUACCUCUUUCGGGAGCCUGCCACCAUCAACUACCCCUUUGAGAAGGGCCCACUGAGUCCGCGCUUCCGUGGGGAGCAUGCACUGCGCCGCUACCCAUCCGGGGAGGAGCGUUGCAUCGCCUGCAAGCUCUGUGAGGCCAUCUGUCCUGCACAGGCCAUCACCAUUGAGGCUGAGCCACGAGCCGAUGGCAGCCGCCGGACGACGCGCUACGACAUUGACAUGACCAAGUGUAUCUAUUGUGGGUUCUGCCAGGAAGCCUGCCCAGUUGAUGCCAUUGUGGAGGGCCCCAACUUUGAGUUCUCUACCGAGACGCACGAGGAGUUGCUGUACAAUAAGGAGAAGCUACUCAACAACGGUGACAAGUGGGAGGCCGAGAUCGCAGCCAACAUCCAGGCUGACUAUCUGUACCGGUGACCAGGCCACUGCUGACCCUGGCCACCUGGCUCAGCCUUGUGGCUCCUAUAGCCCAUAAAGAAACUAUGAUCGAA